CCCUCGUCCCGUCUCCAAGCGAACUACAAAUUUCAGCCGGUUCUUCAGUGAGUGACUGCAGCUGUAGAGACAAUAACACUGUCCGCCACACAGCCCGAACUCUUCUCACUAUGGAUCAGCACCAGGACUUCAUGAACACCCCCAAUAGCCAGACCCUGCAUUACAACUCUGGAGAAACUAUGGCUGCUGCCAUGGACAACAUGGCCAUCAAGGAGAACGGAGUGUCUGCGCACAUAGUGCCAGGAGAGGGCCCUAUGAAAGGGGACUCCCUGGAGCCAGCACAAAAGGAGCCCACAGAGGAGCCGGCACCUGAGCUUGAUGAGCUUAAGAGUGCCACCUCUGGUGAGGAGGUGCAAAUGGACGCUGUGACCUUGGUGAAGGUCAACACCCCAGUAACUGAAAACAGGGUUGAACCCCCAGAAGAAGUACCAGCUGCCGGGGGACCUGGGAGCACCGCAGCGCCCUCUGCUACAGGACAAGAGGGGUUCACAGCAGGCAGAUUCACUCCAAUGGAGAGCAUCCCGAGUAGAGACAGUGGGUCCUGGAGCUCUUGUGGGUCGCCAAUAAGUCCCAGUGCUCUGGAACCUGCCGGAAAGGACGAGCCCGUGUCUCUGGAAGAGUACGAACCUGAGAAGCACGAGCGGGAGUUGAGAGACUCUGAGAAGGUUUCUGGGGGUCGCAGUGUGAGCGGCUCAGAUGUGGAAGAGGAGAAGGAGGUGGAGGAGGAGAAGGAGAAGAAGGAGGAGUUUGCUGUGGGCAGUCGGGCUCCUGCUCUGACGGCCCGCAGAGGAGACUCACCUGUAGCAGAAAGCCCCGGCGUGGUCACGAGGCCUUACCAGCCGGCGACCUCCCUCGUUCGCAGCUCCGUCGUGGCGGACCUGUCCUCCCUGGGAGAGAGGAGCCCCGACGGGGAAUACGGAGGCCCCGCCCCCCGCGUUCCCCUGUCGGCCGACGACGCCAGGAAGCGCGCGCUUUCCUUCGACUACGCGGAGCCGCCCGCGCAGGCCGGGCGGAACUUCCUGGCCGAGUGGGAGAGAGGGUCCGACAAGACCCCCCCCGGGAGCGGGAGCCCGGGGUCUCCCCCCUCCCCCUGCGCCCCCGGCGCGGAGGAGGCGGAGGCGCGACCGGGCGCCGCCCCACAGCUAGACGUCCUGCCGGAGGAAGAGGGUCGGGACGGGAUUUUUUCACGUGGGAGCGAAGAGACCACGCCCACCGAGGAGACCGAAACGGGUCAGCCUGAGGAAGCGGGGGAAGGACGGCAGGGCGCCACCUACAUGGAGACCACCGACGAGCCGGCCCCGACGGGCGCCCACACGGCUGUGGGGGAGGCCGCGUCGGACGUCUCUGUAGACGGGGCGGGCAGCUUCGCCGGGGCCAGAGCGGCCACCGCCUCCGACGGGGGGGCCCCCUCCCCCGAGACUGCUGCUAAAUUUCAGAAAUUCCCCAAUUCCCGAAUUUCAGGUGCUUCCCCGGGCAGAAAAUCAAACGUUCCGGUCCCUCAGUUCAAAGCUAAGGCCAAGGCUGACCUUGAGAAAGAAGCCAGUGCGGAUAAGAAGACACCCAAAACAACUCCUGCCAAAGCUAGACCCACUUCUUCCCUAAAACGACCCAACUCAGUCACAAGCCCCUUGAAAAAAGCCCAGACGCUCGGCACACCUCCGCCCCCCGCUAGCAGGCUGGCCUCAGUGGGCGCCAAACCCGGCCGUGGGGGAGCUGGGGGCGCCCGGCCGCGGCCUUCUGAUGGAAAGACCCCAAGCGCCAGGCCUCAUGCUGCUGGGACCAAAAUACCUGCCAAGGCCCCCGUUCAGACAGCUGAUUCCAGGAUGGAGCAGAAGAAACCCGGAGCUGCAAAAAACGACAAAGAUUCCCCCAACACCCCGGACCGCAGCGGGUACAGCAGCCCGAGCACGCCCAAAUCGCCCUCCAGCCGCGCCCCGGGGCAGCCGCUGGCCGUGGCCAAGGAGGUGAAGAAGGUGGCGGUGGUGCGCACCCCGCCCAAAUCCCCGGGCUCCCUGAAGAGCCGCCAGGCCGUCCCGCUGGCCCCCAUGCCGGACCUGAAGAACGUCAGGUCCAAGAUCGGCUCCACCGAGAACAUCAAGCACCAGCCCGGAGGAGGCCGGGUACAAAUACUUGAUAAGAAGAUUGACUUUAGUAGUGUCCAGCCUAGGUGUGGCUCCAAAGACAAUAUCAAGCAUGUCCCUGGCGGUGGAAAUGUACAAAUUCUUAAUAAGAAGAUCGACUUGUCUAGUGUUCAGUCUAAGUGUGGCUCCAAAGACAAUAUCAAGCACUCGCCCGGAGGUGGCAAUGUUCAAAUCGUCCAUAAAAAGAUUGAUUUGAGCAAUGUGCAAUCAAAAUGUGGCUCUAAGUCCAACAUUCACCACAGACCAGGUGGAGGAAAUGUGGAGAUCAAAUCUGAGAAGGUGGAUUUCAAGGUCCAGUCAAAGAUUGGCUCGCUUGACAACAUUGGUCAUGUUGCCGGGGGUGGGCAGAAGAGGAUUGAAACGCACAAGCUGAGUUUCCGCGAACAGGCAAAGGCCCGUACUGACCACGGAGCGGAGAUUGUCUCCGUGUCCCCAAACAUUUCCACGGAUGGCUCGCCACGGCGUCUCAGCAACGUGUCCUCUUCUGGCAGCCUCAACAUGACGGAUACGCCGCAACUCUCCACACUAGCCGACCAGGUCUCUGCCUCCCUCGUUCAGCAGGGUUUGUGAUUCCCUGUUCCCGACAGAAUUUCUUCACAGGGAACAAACACAGUCAUGAUAAAAAAAGAGAGAAAAGUCACCUUGUCUUUCCUCCUUCCUUUAAAAAAAAGUCUUGCAGGAUUUUCUGACUUUGUUAGGAAAGCAGUUCGCCUUUUGCCAUCCUAUUGCUGAUCAGUUUUGGGGCAUAACGAUUAGAGCCAGAUUAAAAUGAAAUACAAAUUUUGAAAAUCACAAAUUAACAAAGAAAUGUAGUUGGAACUUUUAGGACGCAUUGUGCUUGUAAAUCUUUUACAGUGUCAUUGGUUGUAUGUAGACUACUAACAUAGCCUACCUGACAGAGUAGCGGCAUUCACAUAGUGGUUUUGAGCCUUAUUUUAUCGUUGUCGUUGUUUCGUAACCCCUCGUGAUAAUGACAUUUAAAAGGCGUUUCGUCCUGUGCAAAGUAUCUAUGAACACCAGGCACUUUUGAGAAACUUUUAACAUUCUGCAUUGUCGAAAACGAUUAAAUGCUAGUAUCCUACCUCGGUGGAAAUGAUUCGAGUCAUUUCGGUGCUCUAAAUGCCAAGUCGAAAAAACACAGGCCAGUCAACGUCUCAAUUGCAGAAUAAAUUUAACGUACGCGUUAAACAUUAAUUUUUACUUUCAAUACUAAAUGGGUUGACAUCUAGGCUACUGGCACUAUUUCUUAAGAGCACUUGGGUUUUCCAGUUCAGCUUGAUUGUUUAAAGCGCAGUUUGUGGUAUUGUAGCUACCACCGUUUUGAGAAGAAUUAUAGAAUGGAAAAUGGUAAAUGCCAUUUCGACAGAGGUGUAACGUGUGAAAAUAUCAAAUAAACUGGCUUACUGACUUACUGCGAAUUGGGAGGAAGGUGUGCUUAUGCACUACUUGGAACAUUUUACUAGCAGGUUUAGUUCAUGUCUCUUUUGCGUCAUAGGCUACCCCUGUUGCCACGUAUUCUUUACCUGCCGCAGAAUUCCAGAAUUACUGGAAUUCUGGGAAUGCGUUUGUCAUACAUAUUUUUCCGUCCAAGUCCUGGCUCAUGUGCAUACCUAGAAAACUUUUGUGUGGAUGGUUGGCCAAGCCAUCGUGGUUGUUCGUGCAAUGCUUUUACACCCUUGUCAUUAUUGAGCAGAUAUCACUUUUUAAACAAUUGGCACAAUGUAUAAUAUAAACAGUCCUUGGAUAGACAAAAAAUCUGGUGUUAGUUUCAGUCUUCACAUUUAAAACCAACUUUAGACCAUAUCAAUGAAUAUUUUCCAUAUUUUUUGUGUAUAAUUCCAAGACUAGACAGGAGGUUUGUUCAUGCUACGUUCAACAGGACACAGGCGAUUGCACAUCAAUUACUGUGGUCUAAUGCUUUUGAAUUCAACUGGCAGUGGAGAGACAUAGUUCAUUGGGGGUGUUGACAGAAGGGUCAGAAUCUAGGUGUUAUAAUGUAUACUGUGCUUUUAAUCCAUGGAAACAGUGCCUGUCUAACUCGUUGGCUCUUGAUGCGUCAUUUUCUAGAAAAGCAGUGUGCGGAAACUAUCCUGAGGGAUGCACACAGCAGAAUAUGCUAUUCCAGACAAAUGGAGUUAUAUGUCCAGGGAUUCGAUAAAAAGUCCCGAAUAACAUUCAGCCUAUUCAAGCGACUUAAUCAAAUGGAAAAGGGGACAGUCUGUUAUGUUCAAUGUUAGAACAUUCGUUUUUCGCGGGCUUACCUUCAGUGACAACAUAUUUUAAAUAUUUAAUUUUUAUGAGAUUCAAAUUCUCAUUCCUCCCACAUGAGACUGCGACCUGUGGACGAAUAUGGUGAAUACACAAAAUAUCGUUUUUAGAUUUACCAUUUUGUCUUUCACAUUAAGACCUUAAUUUCAAAUUUGCGGUUUUAAAGGCAGGAGUUUCUCUUAAGAAGUCCCUUUAACUAAAUUUUCUGGUCAGCACAACAACUGCUGUGAGGAUGUGCAGGAUGGUAGAGACUCGCACAGUACAUGAAACCACAUCAGUGUUACAGGGUAUCUGCUACAGGCAGGGGACUUAUGAAGAGCGCUCUCAUUUUGGAAGUAGCAAAAAAUGUGACGACGAUUUCUGAAAAUACAAGUGAUGCGAAGUAGUCGUCAUAGUAUAUCGAUUUCCAUUACCCAUAAUCCUACAAGUUUAAUAAUCUCCCAUUACCUUCCCUGCAUGCACAGCAAAAGACAAUGCAGCGUGUGACCAUGCCUCCCCCUUUCCCUACGCUUUAAUUGCUGUGAACACCUCAGCACACUGCUUGUAAUGGAAGGAUAUAGCUAGGAAAAAAAUAAAAAAUACGAAACACUACACGCGUAUUACCCAGCCUGUGUUGCGCACCAUUCUCUAAUUGUGUAUUUGUGGAAGUGAGAUGUAUCUGGUAUGAAAAUGUUUUUUAAUGUGCCCGCUGGCAGUCGUAAUUCUUUUUUUAAAUUCCAGCACACAUCUGUAAAUAGUUUUUCUGCUUAGUUAGGUUUUGAGAGUGGCGAGUCUUCACAAUUUUGAUAAAAUUGACCGGCCUGCUGCAAAAUCAGAACCACCAACAGACAACAGUCUGAAAUAGAUCUCUUAAAAAAUACUAAACUGUAAAAUGUGAAAAUGAAGAAAUGUGUGUUGCAUACUUAGCUAAAAAAAAUCCUAACACGUAAAUAAACAGUAUCAGUCAGUGAUUGCCGUUUGAUUUGAACUAAUGUGUAACUGCCAAACCUGAGUGCUGAAUGGAUUGAAACGUUUUCACAAACGCAACAUUCAGUCCAAUCCUGAGACAGGGAGCACCUAACUUGAUUGACAGAUCUGUACUCAAAUCAUUGUAGACCUAUGUUCUGCUGGACCGUCGACUGGAGACGACAUUAUUCCAUAUUUGCUGCCAUCACACUUCUAACAACAUCGUUGCCCAAGGAGAUAGGACACGUUUUGAGCAGGCUCUUCUGACUCGGUGACGAAAGUGCCGGGUUCAGGUCUGAUCAAAGCAAGUGACGAUUAGUAACACAGGAACUUAGGAAACUCUUUCCAUACCAUUUCCUGGAAAAUCCGGUUCUACGGCAUUUUUUGAGCAUGUCUAAGGGGGGGAACAUUAAGAGGGAAUCUCCUCUUACACCAAUGGCGAACUCCUACACUCUUUGGGCCAGUCUUCAUUAGCUAUGCUCCUUGCAUGCACUUAGAGUUUGCAGUAUAUGUUACUCCUUGUAUUUCCCUAGUACUUUCAUUGUAUAUCCUAUUAUUGCUACUUUAUUAGGAUAUCCAUGUAGGUAGCGAUCGAAGGGAGUGAACCCAAAUAGCAACCCUUUUCUCGGUGGAAACAAGGUUUAUAGGUGGUGUAUAUAGAAUUAUCCAAAAUAUAUGUGUGUGUAUUUGUUUGGCAUCUUGUUAAAACUAUUGCCAAGGAAAUAUUUCAUCAACACAGGUAGAGAGAGGCUUAAAUCUAGACAUUUUCAGCAUGCAACAAAUUCCUCUGCAUGUAAUCUUGUUUUGCUCACCAAUAGACCUCAAUUCUGAAUUAAAGGAAUGGAAACGUGUGUUAUGUCUAUAUACUGUGCAUUACUGGAACACAUACAGUAUGACUGGAAUAAAGCAUGGUUUUCUUUAUUGCGAUUUGGUCAAGGACAGGGUAAUGUUUCAGUCUGAACACUUGCUUAAAAAAAAAUAAAUAAAAAAAAGAAUAAACUGGUGUGGAAAGAGUUGGUUCCGUGAGGCUUUUCAAUGUUGUACAUUAUUCUUUAGCUCCGGCCUUGAUGGGUAGGUUUGAAAAGGUGUUGCAGUUUUGAUCUUACGGCCUUUUAAAUCUUCUGUUUCUGCCAUUUUCUUUUAUUUCUUUGCAGUUCUAAACUCUAGCUUCGCAAUUGUGAUCGUCCAUAUCGUUUUUGUGCGUUUUAUUAACUGGUUUACACUGAUAUAUGUUGCUGUAAAUGUGAAUUUGGAAAUAAAGUCUGUAUUAAAUGGC
Molecule: messenger RNA, 6630 nt
Organism: Anguilla rostrata (American eel)
Lineage: Eukaryota; Metazoa; Chordata; Actinopteri; Anguilliformes; Anguillidae
Gene: mapta
Product: microtubule-associated protein tau a
Exons: 16
Coding region: 111-2711 (866 amino acids)
Biological process (GO): microtubule cytoskeleton organization; neuron projection development
Cellular component (GO): neuron projection
Molecular function (GO): microtubule binding
Source: RefSeq, a predicted model, not a curated record